CAUCCUGGGAAGCACAACAGCAGGACAAUGUCAUCCUCUGUCUCCCAGGGUCUCCUUUUGCUAGCAGGCCUGUGCUGCCUUUUCUCUGGCUCCCAGCCUCAAGAUCCUCUGGAGAUAGAUGUGAAUGAGCACGACCAUGAGCAUCAGGAGCACCUGCCCUGCCAACGCAUCUCCUACAGCAUCAUCCAGUUAACCUUCACCUUGUAUCAGAAGUCGGAGAGUUGGGCAAAAGACACCAACAUCUUAUUCUCCCCAGCGAACAUCAUUGUCGCCACUUUAAUGCUCUCCCUAGGAACCAAGAAUAGCACCCACAGCCAGAUCCUGGAAGGACUGAAGUUCAACCUCACAGAAAUGCCCAAGAACUACAUUCAUGAAUGCAUCAAGCAACUUCUUUCUAUCCUUCGUCAGCCAGACCACAGGUCCCGGCUGACUAUAGACAGCAGCCUAUUCACUGACCAGAGUCUGAAGCUGGUGGACAAGUUUGUGGAGGAUGUCAAGGGGCUGUACCACUCAAAAGUCAUUGCUGUCAACUUCAAGGACACCCAACGAGCCCAAAAACAAAUCAAUGACUAUGUGGCAGAUGAAACCCAAGGGAAAAUAGUAGGAUUGGUCAAGGAUCUGGAGAAAGACACAACGUUUGCCAUGAUGAACUACAUCUUCUUCCAAGGCAAAGGGUAUGAAGAAGUCGAUGUGGAACACACCUUAGAGGCGGACUUCCACGUGAACAAGGACAUGACCAUCAAGGUGACCAUGAUCAAUUGCUGGGGUAGAUUUUUCUUGCACCGCGAAGAAGAACUGUCCAGCUGGGUGCUGGUAAAACAUUAUAUGGGGGAUGCCACCGCCUUCUUCAUGCUGCCCGACGAAGGGGAGAUGCAGAAACUAGAGAAAGUCUUGAAUGAGACUCACUUCAUAAAUAUUUUAAAGCUCAUCGACUUAAGGACUGUAAACCUGUACUUUCCCAAACUGUCCAUGUCCACAACCUACGACCUGAAGACCAUCCUGAGCACCCUGGGCAUCACCCAGGUCUUCAGCAAUGAGGCUGACCUCUCAGGGAUCACGCAGGACACUCCCCUGAAGCUCAACAAGGCUGUGCAAAAGACCGUACUGACCUUCAAUAACGAAGCAACAAAAACUGCCAGAAACAGUAGCUUGAGAAAGAUGGCUUUGCCUAAGGUCCCUGUCAUCCGUUUCAACAGGCCCUUCAUAGUUAUCGUUAAAGAUGAAUACACCAGUGUCCCCCUCUUUGUGGGGAAAGUGACAAAUCCCACCGAAAAUAGUUGACUUCCAAUUCCAGUCAUCCUCACCACCCCAUUCCAGCAUGUACCCUCCUGAUGACAUUAAACAUGGGAUAGUUCUGCUCACUCCUGAAUGCGAUCAGCAAAUCUCUCUCCUGGUAGUGUCUGUGUCUUCCUGUUUCCUGAGGAGUGUAGGGACUCCUGACCACAGUGUGUCUCAGUGUCCCCUGCAUCCAUGUUUAGGCGAUCUUCGUGCUGUCACAUCUCCAGCACUGAAAGGAGAGGGCCAUGUCCCCUUCUGGUUGUACUGCAUCAUCUCACUGGGCCUAUCCUCUCUGUCUCCGGGGAAUUUCCUGAGACUAGCUGGAGGAGAAGGUUGGUAGAGGUCUUCCUCCUUGGGGCUGGAGCAGGACCCCAGUCUCUGUCCCUGUCAUUCCUUUCCUGCCAGAGGAGUCUCAUAAUCCCCCAAUGAACAGGAAGCUCUCUGGGUCCUAUCUUUUGUCUUCUUCUCAAGCCAAUCAGGCCAGUAACCCCAAAGCCACUCAUUCUGUCCUCGCCAGUCAUGUGUCCUUUGUACUUAAAAACCACUACCGAGCCUGUGGGAUGGCUCAGUGGGGAAAGGCGUUUGCCAUUAAGCCUGAUAACCUGAGUUUGUUCCCCAAAACCCACAUGGUAGAGGGAGAGAUCGGACCCCAACAACUGUCCUCUGACCCCCUUCACAUCUGCCAUAUCAUGUCCCCCUUCUGCCAGCAUAAAGAAAUACGUGU
Messenger RNA from Microtus oregoni (creeping vole), 2002 nucleotides. Its product is annotated as alpha-1-antiproteinase-like. NCBI's taxonomy places the organism in Eukaryota, Metazoa, Chordata, Mammalia, Rodentia, Cricetidae. Gene Ontology annotation, molecular function: serine-type endopeptidase inhibitor activity. The transcript is spliced from 5 exons. The coding region runs from base 28 to 1281 and encodes 417 amino acids. Gene Ontology annotation, biological process: negative regulation of endopeptidase activity. The record is from RefSeq and is a predicted model, not a curated record.